Messenger RNA from Brassica napus (rape), 1619 nucleotides. Its product is annotated as transcription initiation factor TFIID subunit 15. Gene Ontology annotation, molecular function: RNA binding. The coding region runs from base 247 to 1389 and encodes 380 amino acids. The record is from RefSeq and is a predicted model, not a curated record. The transcript is spliced from 8 exons. Lineage: Eukaryota; Viridiplantae; Streptophyta; Magnoliopsida; Brassicales; Brassicaceae.
ACUCUAAACCGUAAACCCUAAACCCUAAACUUUAAACCCUAAACUCCACCCCUUAAGUGCUAUUUUUUGUGACUUUUGGGGGUUGAGUACUAGUUUGGGGAACAAAAACUAUUUUAGUCUUUUUCUCAUUGAUUAUUGAGGUAACAACCCUGGAAAGCUUAUUCGCGAGAUCUCUCAGUAGACUGCAAACCCUAAUCCGACGACCUCUCCGUCGCUGAUUCGUGACGGCGUCGUUAUUGGAUUAAGAUGGCUGGAUAUUCAACUAAAGGAGCUGCUCCUACGAAUGGAUCAGUCUACGUGUCAAAUCUCCCAUUAGGAACUGACGAGAAUAUGUUGGCUGAGUAUUUUGGGACCAUUGGGUUACUAAAGAGAGACAAACGAACUGGUACUCCCAAGGUAUGGCUGUACCGAGACAAAGAGACUGAUGAGCCGAAAGGAGAUGCUACUGUUACCUAUGAGGACCCGCACGCUGCUUUGGCUGCUGUUGAGUGGUUUAAUAACAAAGAUUUUCAUGGAAGCACCAUUGGAGUUUUUAUGGCGGAGUCGAAGAACAGCAAAAGUGGAGUAGAUCAUCCGAGUGAGUCUUUUGGAUUCGAUGGGGGUGCUGCUAACAAGGAAAUAGAUGGAGGUGCUGGAAGGGGGAGAGGUCAGGGUGAUUCUUCCGCUAAGCCAUGGCAGCAGGACGGUGACUGGAUGUGCCCAAAUACAAGUUGCACAAACGUGAAUUUUGCGUUCCGUGGGGUUUGUAACCGUUGCGGAACUGCGAGACCAGCUGGUGCAUCUGGUGGCAGCAUGGGUGGUGGUGGUCGUGGAAGGGGCCGAGGUGGAGGUGCUGAUGGUGGGCCACCGGGGAAGGGUGCUUCUACUGGUCUUUUUGGUCCAAAUGAUUGGUCUUGUCCAAUGUGCGGCAAUGUCAACUGGGCUAAGCGUUUAAAAUGUAAUGUCUGCAACACCAAUAAACCUGGUCAGAAUGAAGGUGGUGUCAGGGGAGGUCGUGGUGGUGGUUACAAGGAAUUGGAUGAACAAGAAUUAGAGGAAACAAAGAGACGCAGGCGUGAGGCGGAACAAGAUGAUGGUGAAAUGUAUGAUGAGUUUGGGAAUCUAAAGAAGAAGUACCGUGUUAAAACACACCAAGCUGACGCCAGACCUGCUGUUGCUGCUGGUCGUGCUGGGUGGAAAGUCGAGGAACUAGGUGUUGAUAGAGAUGGGAGGGAGAGAAGCAGAGACAGGCAAAGAGACCGUGGCGAGAAGCAUAGGGAUCAUCAUCACUACGAUAAGCAUAGACGCAGGAGCAGAAGCAGAAGCCGAGAGAGGGAAAGAGGCAAGGAGCGAGACUAUGACCGUGACCGGGACAGAGACUAUGGUCGUGAAAGCAGGUACCGUAACUGAGAGAUUGCUCAAUUAGGGGUUUUAUUAUUAGUCUCUCAUCCUUUCUAAUGUUUUAUCGACUUUAUUUCUACAAAAUGGUGGGUAACAUUCCAUUUCUCUGGCCUGGCCUUUUCUUUUAAUGGUGUGAAGUUUAAAGUCUUUUGUUACUUCAGUGGUAUGAUUAUGUUCAGAGAUAUUAUCCCAUGUCUUCUUGUCUUUUGUAUUAAUUUUAGUUGUCCGUUUGGUUUUUA